Molecule: messenger RNA, 162 nt
Organism: Verticillium alfalfae VaMs.102
Lineage: Eukaryota; Fungi; Ascomycota; Sordariomycetes; Glomerellales; Plectosphaerellaceae
Exons: 5
Coding region: 1-162 (53 amino acids)
Biological process (GO): protein import into mitochondrial matrix; protein insertion into mitochondrial outer membrane
Cellular component (GO): mitochondrial outer membrane; mitochondrial outer membrane translocase complex
Source: RefSeq, a predicted model, not a curated record
AUGUUCGCCCUUUCCGAAGAGUCCAAGGAGCGCAUCGGCAAGAUCAUUGAGGUCUCGCGCGUCGCCCUUCACUAUGGCUAUCUGCCUUUGAUCCUCUACCUUGGCUACACUCGCAGCGACCCCCGCCCUUCGGUCAUCCGCCUCCUGUCCCCCCUCUCUUAG